Messenger RNA from Erinaceus europaeus (western European hedgehog), 1315 nucleotides. RefSeq names its product histone PARylation factor 1. Gene Ontology annotation, biological process: DNA damage response; regulation of protein ADP-ribosylation. The transcript is spliced from 8 exons. The coding region runs from base 98 to 1138 and encodes 346 amino acids. Gene Ontology annotation, molecular function: poly-ADP-D-ribose binding; histone binding. Gene Ontology annotation, cellular component: nucleus. The record is from RefSeq and is a predicted model, not a curated record. NCBI's taxonomy places the organism in Eukaryota, Metazoa, Chordata, Mammalia, Eulipotyphla, Erinaceidae.
GGGCGUCUGGAUUGGUGGCUCUGGGACCCGGAAGCAGUCGGCGGCGCUCGGAAACUGCGGCGGGACGCGGGCUUCGGAAGGUCUUGCCUCUAGCAAAAUGGUCGGCGGUGGCGGGAAGCGCAAGCCCGGCCGGGAGGGGCAGCAGUGUGAAAAAGCAGUUGAUGUUAAGAAGAAUAAAUCCUGUGAAGCUAAUAUCACCAGUGACCUUCGAAAAGAAGUAGAAAAUCAUUAUAAGCUUUCUCUGCCUGAAGAUUUCUAUCACUUCUGGAAGUUCUGUGAAGAACUUGACCCAGAAAAGCCAGCUGAUUCCCUUUCCACAAGCCUGGGACUUAGAUUAGUGGGUCCUUACGAUAUCCUUGCCGGAAAACAUAAGAUUAGUAAAAAAUCAGCAAACCUGAAUUUCAACCUUCAUUGGAGAUUUUACUAUGAUCCUCCUGAGUUCCAGACCAUUAUUAUUGGAGAUAAUAAAAAUCAAUACCAUAUGGGAUAUUUCAGAGAUUCUCCUGAUGAACUUCCUGCAUAUGUUGGUACAAAUGAAGCAAAGAAAAAUUGUGUAAUUGUACAAAAUGGAGAUAAUGUGUUUGCUGCAGUCAAAUUAUUUUUGAUGAAAAGGCUUAAAGAAGUCACAGAGAAAAGGAAAAUCAGUCUCUUAAGAAAUUUAGAUGAAAAGCUCACUGAAACAGCCAGAGAACUGGGGUACUCACUGGAACAGAGAACUGUGAAGAUGAAACAGAGGGAUAAAAAAGUUGUAACAAAGACCUUUCAUGGUGCAGGCUUGGUCGUCCCAGUAGAUAAAAAUGAAGUUGGAUACAGAGAACUCCCUGAAACAGAUGCUGAUCUCAAAAAAAUUUGUAAGACAAUUGUUGAGGCACCAAGUGAUGAAGAGAGACUAAAAGCCUUUGCCCCCAUUCAGGAAAUGAUGACUUACGUGCAGUUUGCUAAUGAUGAAUGUGAUUAUGGCAUGGGACUUGAGUUGGGAAUAGACCUCUUUUGUUACGGUUCACAUUAUUUUCACAAAGUUGCUGGCCAGCUUUUGCUUCUUGCUUAUAAUCUGUUGAAGAGGAAUCUCUUUGCAGAAAUUAUUGAAGAUCAUCUGGCAAACAGAAGUAAAGAAAAUAUAGACCAGCUUGCAGCAUGAGUGAGAGUUGGCUUUCUUUGGUGUAUAAUAUUUUAAAACAUUAAUAUUGAACUUAUGAUACUUUGUUUUUAUGGAAUCUCAAAAGUAAGUUGGUGGAAACAUUUACUAGACUUUUUGAGGCUUUUCUGGCCGGUUUUUCCUUUAUGACAGUUAAAUCAAUAAAUGGCAAUCAAAUAA